AUGGUUCAUCCUGAAUCUAUGAAGGAGCAGCCCAGGUGGAGAGCGUGGCGAGAGGGCAGAGAGGAACCACACUGGGAAGCCCAGUGGCAGGACUUCUUGGGGAGGCUGGAUCCCCCUCAGGCCGGGUGGGGGAAGAAACACGGCCCCUGGGAGGACACCAAGGCCUUCCUGGCCUCCUUUGAGCAGGUGGCCCAAGCCUGCCAGUGGCCCAGGGGAGAGUGGGUGGUCCGGCUCCUGCCAGCACUGAGCGGAGAAGCCCAGCAGGCGUUUGAAAGCCUGGAGGCCGGAGACAGGGAGGAUUAUGGGAAAGUGAAGGUGGCCAUCAUGCGCUGGGAAGCCAACCGCAUGGAAACCCUGCGCCAGCACUUCCGGCAGUUCCGCUCCCGGGAGGUGGAGGACCCGCGCCGGAUCUACAGCCAGCUGCAGGAGCUUUGUUGCCGGUGGCUGAGGCCGGAGAGGCACUCGAAGGAGCAGAUCCUGGAGCUGCUGAUCCUGGAGCAGUUCCUGGCCAUCCUGCCGCCGGAGCUGCAGAGCUGGAUUAGGGCAGGGGAGCCAGAAACUUGUGCCCAGGCCGUGGCCCUGGUCGAGGAUUUCUUGCUGAGCCAGCAAGAGGCCGAAGCAGAGAAAUGGCAGGUGAGUCCGAUGAACGUCAAGGAGGCAGGUGUGGCUGUCCGUGUGAUCGAACAGAGCCCGACCGAACUUGGCCCAAGGACCAUGUUUUGGCAAGUCCUACAGGAGGACAGGGAGAAUGUAGAUUCUUUGGAAAAAGAGGAUGUGAUGUGCAUCCAGUUUCCGGAGGAGAGAGAGAGACGCACGGGCCGAGGCUCAGGUGGCGGGAAGGGGAUUCCGCUUAAGGGAAAGAAUUCACCAUGUGGAGAAAGUGAGCCGGAGGAUACAGUGCUGGACUUAACCAACGAGUUGGCGACGACACCGGAGAUUCAAGAGCAAAGAGACAAAUUCAAAAAUCUGGCCGGAAGAAAGCUCGUGAAGGGAAGGGACGAGUCCAGCACGUUCACAGGGAUUCGUACGGCCCCCAGUAGCAAAACCACACUGCACGAGGGUCCCAACCUGCCCUUGGCCUCUGAGUACGGGAGACGAUGCCGCUACAAAUCAGGACUUGUCAUGAUCCAUGCCGGAGAGGACUCCUAUGAAUGCCCCGUGUGGGAGGAAGAAUUCCAGCAAAACCCAUACCUUCGUAACAAGCCAAGAAGCCAUCCUGGAACCGGUUUCUCUGACGGGUGGAGAAACGUGCACCAAGGAGAGGCCUUGCUUCGACAUCCGGCCACCUAUCCGGUGGAGAACGGCUACGAGUGCUCUGAAUGCGGGAAGAGCUUAUCGUGCAGAAGGACGCUCAAGGCCCAUAAGAGAAUCCACACGGGAGAGAGACCCUACGAAUGUUCGUACUGCGGGAAAUUCUUCAGCCACAGCAUGAACCUAAAGCGCCACCAGAAGCUUCACACCGGCGAGAGCCUCUACGAAUGCCCCGAGUGCGGCAAGAACUUUUACCGGCGCGAUAAAUUCAUCGAGCAUCAGAGGAUCCACACAGGGGAGAAACCUUACGGCUGUCUCCAGUGUGGGAAAAGCUUCAGCCACAGAGGGACGCUGGUCAGCCACCAGAGAAUCCACAUAGGGCGCUGACAGAACUUAGACGGCGAAUGCUGGAUUUUUUUGGUCAGAGACUCUCUGAUAGGAACUCUCAUCGUUACACACCUGAGAAUCCCAGAAGCAGA
Gekko japonicus is the source of this 1730-nucleotide messenger RNA. Its product is annotated as zinc finger and SCAN domain-containing protein 31-like. Gene Ontology annotation, molecular function: DNA-binding transcription factor activity, RNA polymerase II-specific; RNA polymerase II cis-regulatory region sequence-specific DNA binding. The record is from RefSeq and is a predicted model, not a curated record. The transcript is spliced from 4 exons. The coding region runs from base 1 to 1638 and encodes 545 amino acids. NCBI's taxonomy places the organism in Eukaryota, Metazoa, Chordata, Lepidosauria, Squamata, Gekkonidae. Gene Ontology annotation, biological process: regulation of transcription by RNA polymerase II.